Molecule: messenger RNA, 1429 nt
Organism: Pyrus x bretschneideri (Chinese white pear)
Lineage: Eukaryota; Viridiplantae; Streptophyta; Magnoliopsida; Rosales; Rosaceae
Product: nonsense-mediated mRNA decay factor SMG9
Exons: 8
Coding region: 16-1248 (410 amino acids)
Biological process (GO): nuclear-transcribed mRNA catabolic process, nonsense-mediated decay
Source: RefSeq, a predicted model, not a curated record
UCCUUUGUCAUAUCGAUGGCUGGGUCCGCCACCUCGACCGGCGGGAGCGGUCCGUCGAAUCCUCCGAAAAUCCUACUAGCAAAGCCGGGACUCGUGCCGGGGACUCCGGUGGCGGGUAAAUUCGGGCGUGGCGGCACCGGCGACGAGUACACGACGUCGCUUCGGUCCCGUCUCCCUUCUUCUAUCGGAUCCCUCAACCUCCUCUCUGAUUCCUGGGACUUCCACAUCGACCGCUUCCUUCCGUUUUUGACUGAGAACACUGAGUUUACGGUGGUGGGGGUGAUCGGUCCAACGGGGGUCGGCAAGUCCACGAUUAUGAACGAGCUUUACGGCUUCGAUGCCACCUCACCUGGAAUGUUACCCCCAUUUGCUAUAGAGACGGAAGAGGGUAAAGCAAUGGCAAGGCAUUGCAGCAUGGGCAUUGAACCCCGGGUUUCUGCUGAACGCAUUAUCCUUCUCGAUACUCAGCCUGUUUUUAGUCCUUCUGUUUUAGCUGAGAUGAUGAGACCUGACGGCUCAUCAACCAUUCCUGUUCUACCUUCAGCCGAGUCUUUAUCUGCUGAGUUAGCUCAUGAGCUUAUAGGUAUUCAGCUUGGUGUUCUUCUGACCUCCAUCUGUCACUUUUUGCUGGUUAUAUCAGACGGAGUUCAUGAUCAUAAAAUGUGGCGUCUAAUGUCCACGGUCGACCUCUUGAAACAUGGCAUUCCUGAUCCAUCAUCACUGACCCUUGCCCCUUCCCAAAGCUCUAAUACAGGGCCUGAAAAGGAUAGAGAGAAAGUUCAUGAAGGCAGAGAAUAUAUGGCUAUGCCAGUCUUUGUGCACACAAAACUGCGUGAUCGUGAUCUUAGUCCACAUAAUAUUGCGCGAUUGAGGAAGGCACUUGCACAAUAUUUCAGUACCUCUUCUCUCACGAAGGCAGACAAUGGAAACACGUCCAUAAGUCGUGAUCCAGAUUCUGUGGCUCCUGGUACUCAAAGUCAUGAUCUGGAUUCUUUAAUGCCAAGUUUGUUUGUAAUCCCAACAAAGAAUAAAGAUGACUCCCCAGGAGAUCAGUAUGAAAGUUAUACCUCUAUGCUAUGGAAAUUGCGAGAUAAGGUUUUAUCAAUGAAUUCUCCUCCAUUUGGAAGGACGGUGACGGAACGUGACUGGUUGAAGAAUUCUGCAAAGAUAUGGGAACUGGUGAAGAGCUCUCCGAUCAUUGCAGAAUACAGCAGAACACUUCAAAGUUGUGGAAUGUUUAGGAGAUAAACAGCUUCAAUGACUGAUGCCCGCCUUUCUUAACUCUCAAGGUGACAAUGUGGUUUGUUCGACGUCAAUUAUUUAGUUAGUGGUUAGCAUGCCCUAAUUUUUAACAUCUCCAUUCACACUCAGUGUCUAGUUUAGCACUUGAUUAGCGAAGGAGAUUGAAAGUUGGAGAACUUGAUGUGUU